UUCUCUCAACUCCUCUUGACCGCCAUGUUUGGUGUUUUGUUCAAAUAGCAUAAUUAUUUUGUUUUACACCGAAACGAGUUGAAAGAGUUGUUUACUAUUUGCACGAUUAUAAACCUGAUUAUUCACGAGAAAAAUUAUUUCGUUUUCGUUCUUUUUUUAACCCAGUCUCGAUGAUGUCUUUUGAAGAAGUCCUAAUGGCCACUGACGCAGAAGAAAUUCAAAUUGAAAUGGAAUCGGAUGUAUGUAUACCUAUGUUAGGUGUGCAUAACUAUUUCUUUUGCAAUGUAUGUGGCGAAAAUUUUGAAACAAAGAAUGAAUUAAGGAAGCAUAAGACGACUCAUAAUCCACCGAAGCUGUUUAAAUGCGACAUGUGUAGUAAAGUUUUUUCUAAAAAGUACAAUCUGCAACAGCAUAUGCUUAGUCACACAGGAGAAAGACCGCAUGUAUGUCCAGUGUGUAACAAAGGAUUUACGAGAAAGAAAUAUCUUGUCGAGCAUUACUUAGUCCAUACAGGUGAAGAACCUUUUGUUUGUGGUGAAUGCAAAGAAGGAUACAUGACUGAAGAAGAAUUGAAAGAGCAUCACAUACUACAGCAUACUGAUGAAAAGCCAUAUGCGUGUCCUAAAUGUAACAAACGAUUUGCUGAUGAAGUUCAGUUUAAAGGUCACUUUUUGACCCAUACUGGUGGUAAAGCAUUUGAGUGUGAUAUAUGCCAUAAGUGUUUCAAAAAUAAAACUUUAUUAGCUCGCCACUAUUUAAUUCACACUGGAGAACGACCACAUGUAUGCACGAUGUGUAAUAGAGGAUUUACCAAUAAAUCGACAUUGGAUCGCCAUUAUUUGACUCAUACAGGUGAAAAACCAUACACCUGUGAAUAUUGCAACAAGGGAUUUAUUCAAGAGCAUCAUUUAAAAGAACAUUAUUUUAUCCACACUGGUGAGAAACCACACCGUUGUGAAGAAUGUAAUAGAGGCUUUACAUAUAAAAGUGCUCUGCGUCGACAUUCAUUGCUCCAUACAGGGGAAAAGCCACAUUCCUGUGAAAUUUGUGGCAAGGGUUUCAUUCAAGAGAGUCACUUACGGGAACAUUAUAUAUCCCAUAAUGCUGAAAUGCCUCACAUUUGUGAGAUAUGUGACAAAGGAUUUGCAAAUAAUGCAACAUUACAAAGGCAUUAUUUAACUCAUUCUGGUGAAAAACCCUUUGUCUGUGACAUUUGUAAGAAAGCCUUUUCACAAGAGGGUCAUUUGAAGCAGCAUUAUGUAACCCAUACUGGUGAAAAACCAUUUGCUUGUGAAGUUUGUGGUAAAACAUUCACAUCUAAAAGCUUACUCCGAAGACAUUCUGCUACUCACAAUAAUGAAGUAAUCGAUGAGAAAUAUAUUUGUGAAUCUUGCAGUAAGAUUUUUAAUGAGUUUGAAGCUUUGCAGGAUCAUUACAGUACUUGCAUAAUCGAAAAGCAAUAUGCCUGUGAAAUGUGUGACAAAACCUUUUUUAGUCCAAAUGACCUUGAGCACCAUUUCCUGAGUCAUGGUGAAGUGGGAGCUUUGAUGAGCGCAUAAUGCCUUACUAUUAUAUAAGUAUUAAUUCUUAUGUUGCUAUUUACAUGACUGACACCUAUAUAAUGAAUUUAACUUCACUGCAUUACUUGAAUAAUUAAGUAUAUAGAUGUAUUUUGUUAUGUAGAUAAUCAACAAUUACUAUAUCUUAGAACUGAAAUGUAGCCGAACUUCUGUUGAUAAGUAGUUUGUGAUAAUAAUGUUUUAAAAAGAAUUGGUAAAAGGAUAUGAAAUAAUGAUAAAUUUCAUCAAGAACUACUUUUGUAAAAUAUGAUAAUAUAUUAUUUUUCAUUUGUAGACAAAAGUUCCAUUCUUUACAUGUGUAAUAUAUUUUUCUAAUCUUGACUUCUUACUGUGAUAUUGAUGUCGAGAUCUAGAAAAUUGCUCAGACCUAUUUAAAUUGUUUGUUUUUUUAAGUUGUUAUUCAUGGCAAAUAAUGUAAUCCAUUUCUUAAUUGUGAACAACAUAGCUUGUUAUGACAAUGAAUAAAAUAU
Molecule: messenger RNA, 2050 nt
Organism: Argiope bruennichi
Lineage: Eukaryota; Metazoa; Arthropoda; Arachnida; Araneae; Araneidae
Product: gastrula zinc finger protein XlCGF26.1-like
Exons: 1
Coding region: 171-1559 (462 amino acids)
Source: RefSeq, a predicted model, not a curated record